GUACGAUGGUGUGAGGGAAGAACCGCCUGACACAACUUCUGAACCCCUUAUGCACUUACCAGUGCAGAUGUCGAACCCUCUAAUACGCGCCAGCAAAUAAACCACUGAGUUAUGAGUCGCAGGGACGAGAAUGAGGUGUCGGAUUCCAGUGCCCCUUUACUCUCCCCCCCAGCCUCGUUGGCAAAUAGAGCGUCACAAGGCGAUGAUGGGGACACCCGGGUUUCUCGCUUCAGCUUAACACUUACAGGGGACCUUUUCAUAUGGUCCUUGACAUUCUCUGCUGGAAUCAGUGGGCUUCUCUUUGGUUACGACACAGGUGUCAUUUCAUCAACGCUCGUGUCGAUCGGCUCGGAUCUUUCUAACCGUCCCCUCACUACUAUAGAUAAGAGUCUUGUAACAUCGUGCACAAGCUUGUGUGCUUUAGUCGCAAGCCCAUUGGCGGGCAUACUGGCGGAUAAAUUCGGACGCAAGAAGGUUAUAAUCAUUGCGGACGUGCUCUUUACCUUGGGGGCUCUCAUACAGGCUUUAGCCACCACUGUGUGGACUAUGAUAGUAGGGAGAAGUGUUGUCGGCUUGGCUGUUGGUGGAGCGAGCUUGGUCACGCCAUUGUAUAUUUCUGAGUUGGCGCCAUCUCAUGAGCGCGGAAGAUUGGUAACGAUCUUGUGUCUGCUCAUCACUGGGGGUCAGGUCAUAGCUUACACUGUUGGUUGGCUUUUGUCCAAUACACCUGGCGGUUGGCGCUACGUUGUCGGCCUUGGGAUGUUUCCUGCUAUCUUCCAAUGCAUCGCUGUUGGGACUCUACCCGAAACCCCACGAUGGUUGGUGCAGGCAGGUCUCGAGAGCGCAGCCACAAAUGUCCUAUUACAGGUCUACCAGGCCCACGAUGAAAACGUCCAAAUUGUUGAAAGCAUCUUGCAUGAUAUCCAGCAAGAGGUUGCCGAGGAGGCUGAGAUAAUCGGUCAUACAAACCAAACAAACAAGUCUCUCGAACACUAUGAAAACUGGAUUGCACAUGCCACCCAGCGCACUCGCAAUCUCUUUCUUGUUGGCGGUAACCGCAGGGCAUUGAUAAUAGCAGUUAUGCUUCAAGGCCUGCAGCAACUAUGUGGCUUCAAUAGUCUUAUGUACUUCGCAAGCACACUUUUUGCCAUUCUUUCAUUCUCCUCCCCUACCCUUACGGCACUGGCAGUAGCGAUGACCAACUUCGUUUUUACACUUUUGGCAUUCAUAUACAUUGAUAAGAUUGGCCGGCGGCGAAUUCUGCUUUAUUCCAUACCUGUCAUGGUUCUUUCGCUCGUUGUCUGCGCUAUUGCCUUCGGGUCUUUAGCUCUUCCUAGGUCAUUGUUCGAACCUGAGGACCCAAACGGAGCCGGUGCUGCGAUGGUCCAAGAUUCCUUCCUCCCCUUAUCAGUCCUUGUCUGUCUCACGGUUUAUACAGCGUCAUACGCCUUUGGCCUCGGCAAUGUUCCUUGGCAACAAUCGGAGCUCUUUCCGCUGAAUGUCCGCUCGUUAGGUUCGUCUCUUGCUACAGCUACGAAUUGGGGAUCGAAUUUCAUCGUGGGUUUGACAUUUUUACCUAUGAUGGAAUGGCUAUCACCGGCAUGGACUUUCGCGACCUAUGCGGCUGUAUGCGUAGUGGGGUGGUUUGGAGUGUGGGCUAUCUACCCUGAGAUGAGUGGGCUCAGCCUUGAAGAGGUCAAAGAUCUCCUGGCCAAUGGUUGGGGGGUGAAAGAGAGUCUGGUACGGGGUUAUAGCCGUCCUUAAAGCAGGCGCAAGGCGCUUAUCCGAUGCCAAGGUGGUCAUAAAUCUUUCUCUAGUUAUGCCUGAUGACGGGCACGAGCUUAGCUGGCGUCCCCCAUGAGUUAAAAAUGAG
Messenger RNA from Aspergillus uvarum CBS 121591, 1873 nucleotides. RefSeq names its product putative MFS myo-inositol transporter. Lineage: Eukaryota; Fungi; Ascomycota; Eurotiomycetes; Eurotiales; Aspergillaceae. The transcript is spliced from 3 exons. Gene Ontology annotation, biological process: transmembrane transport. Gene Ontology annotation, molecular function: myo-inositol:proton symporter activity. The record is from RefSeq and is a predicted model, not a curated record. Gene Ontology annotation, cellular component: membrane. Bases 112 to 1764 code for a protein of 550 amino acids.